AAAGGAUAGCAGGAGACUUAAAUAGCUUUCUCAAAACUAAAUUUCAUGUGAAAUUUAUGGAAUUCCUAGGAUUUGCACAUUUUUGGGAAAGUGGAAUAGUGAGACUCAAAUGAGAAACUGCAUUGUGUGGAUUGCUUUUUACUUGAUUUCUACUGGAAUAAGUAUCUCUCAGUGAAGGUCUUUCCUCAGGUCACUGAAUUGAGUUUUAAGGUGCUAUAACACAUUAUAAUAUCCAUUCUUGCCUGUGGUGGGGAUGUCCCUCAGGGUUUCUCUGCCGUGCCAGUCACAGAGGCAAUGACUGCUGGUGUGAGCUAAAAGCAGCCCUGAGUUUCCUCCUGCCCUCUCGCAGGCACCACUCUGCAUCCCCCCACAGACAGUGGGACACGGCAGGAGCCACCAGGGAAGGGAACUUGCCUGAAGCUGGCAGCCGUGAAACCUCUGAGGCUGGCAGCCCCUGUUGGUGUGGAGAUGAUUGUGAGAAAGCAGGGGAGCGGUGCAGGAAAAACCCCAAAUAUCUUGGGUGAGAACCCAUAACAACUCAAAUAGGAAAGGGGACGUUGCUGCUGAUUUUUAAAACUUAUGUGCUAAUGUCAGAACUUGCUCUGGAUGAAAGGGGCGAGAGAUGAGAGAGCAAAUGCCCUUGUGGGCUGUGAGAUGAGUUUGGUUAGGGGAGGAGGAGAGGUGUACACAUCGGAGAAUUGCAGGCAGGAAAACCACAUCAGGGGCGUGCAGGUGACCUGUGUAAGGCUGCCUGCAUGGCUGCUCUCAGCUCUGCUUUUCCAGUCACUGGGUGUGAUCUGCAGGCAGGGAAGGUUUCCCCAGAGGGCCCCUCCCCACUUCCAGAGCACUCACAAAUCACCCAGGCUCACGCAAGGCUUCGUGUGGAAAUGGAACUCAGCACAGGAUGGGCCAGCAGCCCUGGGAAGGGUGAUGGGAGAUGGCAACAGCUGAACAGGACACAGGUUUCUGUUGGGAUACAAUAUUGAAUGUUUUUGAAUUCAUUUCUGUUUAAUUUUUUUCUCAUUUUGUUGUUUUUUUUAUCAUGUUUUUCUUUGGGUUUCUCUCUGUUUUACAGUUCUUUUGGGCUCUUCUUUUGAGGCUGUGUUUGAUGCGUUGGCUUCCCAUCCGCUGCUCGUAACCAUCUCUGCUAUGAGUUGUGAGUGAGCCAUCACCAUGCUUCUGGGUUUUCAUUUUGCCUCGCAACGUUGCUGGCUUCCGAGGAACCGUCCGCUACGCCUCUGUGAAUGCACACAAAAACAGGGAGAUGGGCAGGCACGAUGAUCUGUGGUCCCUCUUUUACAUGUUGGUGGAGUUUGCUGUUGGUCAGCUUCCCUGGAGAAAGAUCAAAGAUAAGGAGCAGGUUGGCAUGAUAAAAGAGAAGUACGAACACCGAAUGCUGCUAAAACACAUGCCUUCAGAGUUCCACCUCUUCCUGGAUCACAUUGCAAGCCUAGACUACUUCACCAAGCCAGACUAUCAGCUAAUCAUGUCGGUUUUUGAGAACAGCAUGAAAGAAAGGGGCAUCACUGAAAAUGAAGCCUUUGACUGGGAGAAGGCUGGUACAGAUAUCUUGUUGUCCACUAGCACCUCAACUCCACCACAGCAGAACACCAGGCAAACAGCAGCCAUGUUUGGGGUGGUUAACGUCACUCCGGUCCCCGGGGACCUGCUCCGUGAGAACACUGAGGAUGUCCUCCAGGGGGAACACCUGAGUGAUCAGGAGAAUGCUCCUCCCAUGCUGCCAGGUCGGCCGCUGGAAGGCCUUGGGCAGGCUCCAAACACGGCUUUCAACGAGGGUGAAGUCUGGGAAGAGACAGACGUGAACCGCAACAAACUCAGGAUCAGCAUCAGCAAAACUCAGUGCAUGGUGGAAGAGGAGCAGAGAAACGGGGUGUGCCCCAGCUCCCCUGUCCGAGUGCCUCCGGAGUCCCCGACCGCACAAGUGCGCUCCCUCCGCUACCGCCGCGUCAACAGCCCCGAGUCAGAGCGGCUCUCCACGGCUGACGGAAAAGCAGAUCCGCACGAAAGAAGGUCCCGGAUGGACAUCCCCGGCUCCCCGUCGCGGCUCGUGUGCUCGUCGCAGCCAGCCCAGAUGCUGUCCAUCGACACGGGCCAGGCCGACCGGCAGGCCAGCGGCAGGAUGGACGUGUCCGCCUCCGUGGAGCACGAGGCGCUCAGCAACGCCUUCCGCUCGGUGCCGCUGGCCGAGGAGGAGGACUUCGACAGCAAGGAGUGGGUCAUCAUCGAUAAGGAGACGGAGCUGAAGGACUUCCACCCCGGAGCUGAGCCGAGCACCUCUGGAACCACGGAUGAGGAGCCCGAGGAGCUGAGGCCUAUCGAGGAUGGGGAGGAGAGGAGGCGCCUGGGGGCGGAUGCUGCGGUGAGGCCCAAGACUCACGACGGGCGAAGUCGGGGUAUGCUGCCUGUGACUGAGGAGGACAGUUCCCAUAGGCAUGAAGGACCUUCCCAAACAGUGUCUGACAGUAGACACGAACAGCAGACAGGAAGUCCAGCCCACUCCCCCCUACAUUCAGCACCAGCUCUCCGACAAAGGAGACGAGAAUCUGAACCCACUGGUCCUCAGAGACAGGCAUACAUGCUGAAGUCAUUUGAAAUGAAUGGCCUGCCCAAGGCAGUCCCUUUAAGUUUGCCUUACCAAGACUUCAGAAAAGAUAUGUGCAACUACUGGGAAAAGCCGAGGUUAUCCCAGCGGAUAAAGAAAGUUGAUUUCUCAAAUAUUGUCUUGACUGCCCCUUGCAAACCUCUGGAACCUUAUCUGGAAAUGAAUGGAAAAGAGGAGGAGGAGGGAGAGGAGGAGGAGGAAGACUACGAGGAGGAGGAAGAUGAGCAGGAUGAGGGAGAGGAGGAGGAGGAGGGCAAUGAGAUUGACAUGCACAGCGAUUCCAGCAGCGACCUGAGUCAGAAGAGCACGGAGCGCAGCCAGGAGUGCGCGCCGUCCACGCUCCUGGCUGAUGACCAGAAGGGGUCCAAGGGUCGAGCGUCCACUGCUGAUGGGGACCUGGAGCUGGAGGAAGGCUCAAAAACAUUAGUGCUGUUUUCACCAGGUGAUCUGAAGAAGUCUCCAGUGGCCGCAGACUUACCUCCAGAGGUCGAUCUGGGCACUCUUGCCGCACUGACACCUCAGAGCGAGCGGCCGCAGCCCAUGGGGAGCCAGCUGGACGUGUCUGAGCCAGGGACCCUGUCCUCAGUCCUGAAAUCUGAACCAAAGCCUCCCGUGGCAGUGGCUACCGCCUCCUCCCCGUUCACCAAAGUCGAGCGCACGUUUGUGCACAUCGCUGAGAAGACCCACCUGAACGUGAUGUCGUCCAGCGGGCAGCUGAUGCGGCACGAGGAGCACGGCCCCGCGGGGCAGUUCGAGGAGGUCAUCGUCGAGGAGGAGCUGGAGGACAACCUGGCGCUGGUGGAGAACGGGAGCAUUCACUCCGGGCUGGAGGGGGCAGAGACUGAGAGCUGCGUGCUCUCCGUCAAUCCCGUCGAGACCGCCUCGGAGGCGGCGGGGGCGCAGCCGGCCCUUCCCAACGGCGUGCCAAAGCUUCCCGAGGACAGGCCGGAGCUCCCCGGCAAAGCGGGGCUCUCGCUGGAUCUGGAGGAGCCUGACAAGGUGGCUCCAAGGGAGCCUGGCCUCGAGAAGGCAGCGUCGGUGACGGAACACCUGAAGCGAGCAGAGACCCUCCCCGAGACACCGCAGCAGGGCCCCAGGAGGCCGCCGGGCUCCAGGUAUAGAAGUCGGAUACCCAUUUUGUUCUCUGAGGAGGACACUGGCUCAGACCUUUCCACUUCACUCUCGGCCAAAGAAAGGCUUUAUAAGAGGGCAAAGCAGCCCGACCUGGCUCGCCUGGUGAUGGAGAAGAGACAGAGCCGCCUGCUGCGGCUGGCCUCGGGUGCCUCCUCCUCGGCCUCCUCCAGCGACGAGCGGCGCCGAGCCUCCGAAACCCUGUCAGCCACCGGCUCCGAGGAGGACACCCAUGACUCUGAGGACUCCAUCCCACGGAAGGGAGGGAAGAAGGCUGCGCUGCCGGGCAGGGAAGAGAGAGCCACAAGCACAAGAAGCAGAAUUCCUCGUCCUAUCGUGCCAGUGAAAACCCCGCUGGAGGUGGGGAGGUCGGAGGGCUCUGUGGCCACUGCAGUGGCAGGGCUGUGCAGCUCCCCGCAGGACGCAGCUGCUGCCUGCAGGCUUCAGACACAGAGACCAGCUGGAAGUGUCCCAUGCGAGGGCCGAACAACACAAAGUCGGCUUCCGUCGUCACCGAGUUCCACUUCUCUUCCUCCCCGGAGCAGCUCGCAGAGGUCCGGUGGCGCAUCCCCUCGGAGCCCUGUCCUUUCCUCCAGGAACCCCAGUACUUCCCCCAGAAGCCAGCUGCUGCCUCGGAGGGAAAGCCCUUCUCCCUGCCGACAGCACAAACCAGGGACUGCUCCUCAGCGAGUUCCUCCUUCCCCCCGACCUCAGCCCUCAGCUCAGGCCCCGGCGCCUACAGGAGAUUCCCUGCCAUCUCCUGGCGUGGCCAAAAAACGACAACGAGGCAAAACCCAGACUCAAAGUCCAGCAACCAAAGGAAAGCAGGUGUCCCUGGAAAGUAAGGCAGCUGCCAGAUAAUGACCUUCUUCUGCGAGCCCAGCAGACUGGGUACCUUGUGCAUAUAGUAUACACUCGAGAUGCUGCAGCACAGCCUUCCACGCUGGACCCACGAGUGUAUGGCAGUAGCUGUACUUGAAUGCUUCACUCACUCUCACCCCACACCGCCGCCAGCUCCCACGGGCCUGGCAGCUCCCACGGGCCUGGCAGCCCCCACGGGCCUGGCAGCUCCCACAGGCCUGGCAGCCCCCACGGGCCUGGCAGCCCCCACGGGCCUGGCAGCCCCCACGGGCCUGGCAGCCCCGCGCCACGGAGCCUUUCCCAGGGAGACACCCCGCCCGCAGCUCGCCCACGCACAGCACCGUGACCCAGGCAGCCUGCCCGCGCCUCGCCUGCCGCCCUGCCCAGGCUCCCCUCUCUCUGAGCAAUACCGCUCCUCAGCACCGCCUCCAGCCCUGGGGAGAGGAGCACAGGUGACCAGAGAAAGGCCUGCUGAAGAGGAAGGCUCCUGGCCUUCAGGCAGCUUCUUCCUUUCUCCGUGCUGGGAAAACGCCAGCCGUGGUCGCCACCACCUCCCUGAGUGUGGGCUCACCUCCCACCCCUGUGUUAGCAAGGGAUUGCCACUGGCUUCUUUGAGAGGGGUGCAUGUGAGAUGAGAGAAGGGUAAGGAGGAGAGGGCUCUUCUCCCCAGAGAUGCCUCUACAGGUGGGAAUUAGAGACAGGCAGGUCUUGCUGGAUGCUCCUGCCUGCUCCAGUGUGUCCCACAGAGGAGGCUGUCUAGCAUUGCUGCUCAGACACGGCUGCUGCCUCAGCAGAUGCCUGCGUGGUGAGUACUUAGGUGUAAGUAGGGAUGUGUUGGCAGCUUGCUGGGAAAUCAAGAGCUCUUGCUAAUUAAUGUAGAAGGGAGCACACUGCAGCCACUUGUGUCACAAAUGCCAAGCUGUGAUCUGUGGACACUGCAUCCCCCAGCGAGGGUGGUUCCUCUCAGCCUGAGCGUGGUUGGUGCCACAGCCCUGCAGUCCACCAAACACAGCUCCACCGUGAGGAUGUGAAUAGUCACUGGAUGCCUUUAGCCUGGGUGCCCCCUGCACCUGAGUUCCUUGUGUUUUACUGUCACACUCUUGGUGUUUGUGAAUUUUGGCACUGUUCUUGGAAGUUCCCCUACCUGGCAGGGUGAGAAAUUAUUAUCCUGUAGUACACCCAAACCUGCAGCUUUGCAAUGAGAGGCUCGCUGGCGUGCCGUGGCCAUGGGCAUUUCUAUCUGAGGGGACAGAGGGUUGAGUGGCAGAGGUGGGGUUUAUGUCCUGUCCUUGGUGCUCACCUCUGCCACGCAUUGAGGAUAAACAGUGUGAAUGUAAAAACAGAGGCUGUGCUCUUCAAGUAAUAUUAUCUGAGCAGAAGCUUAACACUCAGCUAGAACUAAAUCAACCAACUUCCAGCCCCCAGACUCACUAGGAAGGCUUGAAAGUGAAAGCAAGGAGGACUGAUACCUGUCUGAUCUUGAUGAGAUCUUGAAGUACACAAUCUUUUCCCCACACCUCACAGGAGAAAACACUCCAGACCCAAAUACUUUGUGCUUCACACCAUUGUCAUGCCUAAAAGAGGCUUUGCAUGAGGCAGAACAAAAAUACAGCUGCUCUGUACACCCAUGCCUGCAGUUGCAACUGCCUGCAAAUAUUUAUAUUUGCAGACAAAAAAGCUUGACAGAGGAAUCUGAGCAGUAAUAACCUUGAUUCAUUUGAACAUGAAUGCAAAGAGUCACAGUGUUGGCCAUGGAGUUCAGGGAAUCCUGAGGCUGCUCAUACCUACAGGAGUUCUGGAAAGGAGUGUGAGAGCUGUGACAGGGUGGCUGGGAGAAAAGGGUACUCCCUGCACACCUGAACAGGGAAACGUGUAGAAACAGGAGACAGGAAUUACCUCUUCACAUGACAGUCUCAGUGUUGCCAACACUAAGAAUUUAUUUCACCUAGCUCAGAGUGUUUUUCUUUGACGUGGUUCCCCCUGGUCAAGCAGCACAGCUUAGUCUGAAAACAUACCCUCAUCUUUGCAGAGCAGCACUGGGAGCUCAGAGGGAGCUCAGGCUGUGGCCUGAUGGACUGAGCUGGUGUUGCCAUCAAAAGCAACACCUCUCCAAGUCCCAGCUGCUUCAUUGCACAGUUCCACCCCAUUUACACUGCAGCAGCUCUUUGAUAAAGGGGCUGGAAAUGCUGGUCCAGCACGACACACACUGCUCUGGUUCGCCAGUUUGGUUUUCAUCUGGUUCAUGUCAUCACUGGGUCACCAUCUGGUCACACAACAGAAGGACACACGGGGACUGUGACCACUUCUUCUGGUGGCUCUGUAACUUUCUCUGAGUUUGAAAUAUGGGUCAUUCUGGAACCUAAGUAUGUGCUGCAGGUUCAGAAACCAGAAAACAGAGUAAACUCAAAGACAGAUUCUUUCCAAAAAUAUAAAUCAUAAUGGGGCUCCUAUUAAUUUAUUGGAGGUCUAAUAAUUUUAGAGUGCUCAGAUGGUAAGACUUGGUUGUGAAGCCUUUACCAGAUGAUCCAUCCAGGUCUUAAUGCAGUUGCCAAAAAUUACAAUGAAAGAGCUUUGAAAGAGGCCUACAGGACUGUUAACAGGGUUUGCAAACCUGCCUCAUCAUGGGAAGCCAGUAAAGCACAAUCAGUGUAUUUGUUCAGGAAAAUGUUUAAAGGACAGUUGUCUGUGGCCCUGUGUCAGGGAGGAAGCUCCAAGGCAGACACAAGGCUGGACAGGGCCCUGAGCAUCCUGAUGUAGUGGAAGGUGUCCUGCCUGUGGCAGAAGGGCUGAAACUGGAUGAUCUUUAAGGUCUCUUCCAACCCAAACCUUUCUGUGGUUCUGUGGUUCUGUGCUCUUCCUCUGGCGUGUGGAAGCAGGGAAGUCAGAGCAGCCGAGAACAGCAGGUGAAGAAAUCAGGCAGGCUUUUAACUGUGAAGCAACCAUCCAGUGAAGUCUUUCACAGGACUGUGGGGACUUUUCUUAUUAAAAGGUUUCUGUGAAACUGAGCUGUCUUCAGAGAGGUCUAUCUACCAUGACCCGACCAAAAGAAGCAGGCAGGGUUCUGGUGACACCGAGGUAUCAUCUCUCCGUGGUGCAGUAGGUUCCUGGUCCCACUGGGAUAUGUGCCAAAGCUGGUGCAUACUGAGCUCCCUGAGAGGUCCCACGGGUUUCAGAAAGCCAGGGAAGGAUGGCCAGCACAGAAGAUAACAGCUGUUCCCAGGGCUGUUUGACAGGGCUGGGCUGAGGGUGCAGCUGGGUCCGUAGAGACCUGAGACCAGCGUGAGUCACCUCCCCUCGUGGUUGUGCUGCCAGACCCCUGCUCCUGCACAGCCCUGCUGUGACUCCCGUGCAAGCUCUGCGAAGCCUCGAGGGCACAGGGCUCUGCUGAAGCACUGCUGGGCUGUGGGGCUCUGUCCUUGCAGGUGAUUGUGCCUGUGUGUGUUUUGAGGGAUCUCCUGGGACAGGCCACCGUUGUUCCUUCAUCUGUGCGUUCGUCUGCAGGGGUGGGGAGAGACAGGUCUCGUUCAUCUGUGCUGGGGCUACAAGAGUCUUUUUGUUACUGCUGGUGUCGUGCUGAGCCUCACUCUGCAGGGGCUCCCUGGCUGGUGGGAAGGAGCCCGUGGCUGCUGGCUGGCCAGGAGAAACGUGGGUACAGGGGGGAUGUGCCAAGUGGGGCAUCUGGAAGGCUGUUCCAGCACUGAGCCACUAUGGCAGUGGAUUAUCUCAGCAGAGGGAGAGAAAGGACAGAUGGCACCAGUCAGACUGAUGCUGCUGAGAGGCUCAAACACAUGCAGGGAUGGAGCUGCUUAACUGAUUUGUCUGACUGGCAGCACAGGCACUUCUGCCUGCCUUGGUGCAAAGGUGUUUCGGUAGCAAAUACCUCUGGCUCAGUUGUGCUUGGAAUCAGUGAGAGGCAGGAGACUUUGCUUGCCCUUUUUAAAGUAAAGAAUAUUAUAAUAUAUAUUAUUAUAACAAUAUAAGUAGUGACCAUUAUAUAUAGCGACUAAAGGUUAAAAAGGAUCCUGCUACCUUCGGGGAAGUCUCAUCUGUGACUUCAGAUGUGUGCAGGGCUGACUGCUGUGUGCAGUGAGUGUGGAUGGGGGAACAGGGGAACUCUACCAAAGUGCAUGCCAGCUGUGAGGCUCCACCUGCCUGAGCACAAACCAGGGCCAAGCACGCCAGCCUGGGGGGCUGGCAGCCAUCCUGCUUGCCACCAGACAGACCUGCAGCAGCUGCUGGACAGACACACAGCCCUGUGGGGCAUGACCAGGGUCUGGAGUGUCGCUGUUCACAUGGCUGCCCUGGCUAACACAAGCACUGAGCGUUUGGGGGUGGAAGUUUUGAUCCAAAGCAGGUUGUGUUGGGGCAAGAAAAUCUUCCACGUUUCUCCUUUCCAACACAGAGGUGUUUUCUCGCUGUAGACCCUGUGUAAGGAGAGGGUCCCUGACAGCCUGGGCAGCUCCAGCAGCAGCUCAGUGGUCCCUCAGCACACUUCUUUCUUCUCUGCAUAGUUUAUUGACCCACAGCAGGAUCCCACCAUUAUUCCUCGUGCACAGACACCAGUGCCCACCCAAGGCCUUGCCCCACACAUCAGUCACCUGCAGUUAAAUGAAUCCUGUGGGCACAGUAAAAGUCCCAUUGUGAACAUGAUGAGUUUGGUAUCAAAUGGGUUUCUUCUGGCUGAACUGGAACAUGCCAGCUGGUGUGGAGACUCCCUGAGCACUGGGGCUGGUAGCUUUGCAAGGGUGGGGAGCAGCUGUGCCUGCAGGCUGAGCUGAGCUCUGAUCCCAAGUACAGCCAGUCCCAUGUCCCAAAUGACAGAGAUUUAUCCACCGUCACUCUCCUGUCCCUUCAUGCCUGAUGUAGCUCCUGCAGCAGAUCUUGAGUCACUGUCUGUUCCCACCGGGUCAGUCCCCUCUGCCUGGGUUCUGCAGAGCCUGAGGCAGACUUGGCCUUCAGCCUGUCCCCCAUGCAGGCCAGUGCGCUGGGGCAUGGCGAGGAACAUUAUCCCUUUUAUUUCUGGAGCUGCAAAGGGCUGGAAAGCAGGUUUAAAGAGAACACUGAUGCCCUCUGUGCUGAAAGGAGGAAGGGAGCGACCAAAGCAAAUCCAGAGCUGGGUUCCUGGUAGGGACCAAGACAAUAAUUCCUCCUGCUCUUAGCUCUGAGCCAGAGGGGCCUCGGGGGUGGGAGCUCUGCUUUGGCAAAGAUACCGCGGGACUGGUGCCAGCCCAGUGCUGCUGUGGCUGCUGUGCCUCUGGCUGGGCCCGUACUGCCCUGCCUGAGCGCAGGGAGCUCUGGCACGGGUUCCUGGAGGAGGCUGGGGCUGGUGUUUCCUCGGGAAUCACGGCACAGACUUGGGAGCACCCCUGCAGAGGGCGGGAUGAGCCCUGCAGGACGUGGGGGCACCCCUGUGUGUGAAGCCAGUGUGGGCAGGACUGCUGUGCUGUGGGACCUGCUGCUUCUUCUCCAGACAGGAAUUGGAAACACAGAUAAUUUUAUAUAUCUCCUUUUAACACGAUAGCAUGUGACUCUUCACUCAGACGUCGUACCCGGCGCACCGAGGUUUUCCCUCGCCGCUGGCACACUCUGGAGACAGGACUGCUGCUCCGUGGUACUGCCUGCCUGGAAAUGUGACUGAAUCCCAAGGCUAAAUCUCUCUACAUAUCUUCUUUGCAUUCUUUAGGAAAGCAGCUGGAGAAUGUUUACACACUGCAAACAGAAUGUAGGACUCCGACCGAGGAACCACAAUCUGGUUCAACUGCAUGGCAAAUUUCUUGGCCAUAAAAUCUGGCAUGCAUCACAGAAGCCCUGUCUGUGUACAGACCCACCUGGCAUUUGUCUUAAUUUCAGAUCACAUCUUAAAAAAAAUAAACAAUUAUGCCAUUUCUUCUUCAUAUCAGA
This is a messenger RNA of Prinia subflava (tawny-flanked prinia), 10516 nucleotides long. RefSeq names its product tau tubulin kinase 1 (gene TTBK1). The record is from RefSeq and is a predicted model, not a curated record. The transcript has 10 exons. Gene Ontology annotation, biological process: peptidyl-tyrosine phosphorylation; peptidyl-serine phosphorylation; signal transduction. NCBI's taxonomy places the organism in Eukaryota, Metazoa, Chordata, Aves, Passeriformes, Cisticolidae. The coding region runs from base 1265 to 4615 and encodes 1116 amino acids. Gene Ontology annotation, molecular function: ATP binding; protein serine/threonine kinase activity. Gene Ontology annotation, cellular component: nucleus; cytoplasm.